Molecule: messenger RNA, 1953 nt
Organism: Gastrolobium bilobum
Lineage: Eukaryota; Viridiplantae; Streptophyta; Magnoliopsida; Fabales; Fabaceae
Product: leucine aminopeptidase 1-like
Exons: 10
Coding region: 35-1774 (579 amino acids)
Biological process (GO): proteolysis
Cellular component (GO): cytoplasm
Molecular function (GO): metalloaminopeptidase activity; manganese ion binding
Source: RefSeq, a predicted model, not a curated record
ACGAUAAAUAAGAUACACUCUCACACACCAAAAAAUGGCAUCCAUAGUUGCUUCCUUAGUCCCCUCUUUUACUCUCACUACUUCAUUUCUCGCUUCUUCUUCCUCUUCCUCUCAUCUCUUUCUCAAAACACUCACUCUAAGGUCCUCUUCGUCAUCCCUGCGUCUUUCUUUUGCUGCACUGCCUCUGCGCAAUCUCAUGGCACGUGCCAGUCUCGGCCUCACUAACCCUGCCGACACAGAAACCCCCAAGAUCGCUUUUGCGGCGAAGGAGGUUGACGUGGCGGAAUGGAAAGGGGACCUGCUUGCGGUUGGCGUAACGGAGAAUGACGUGGCGAGGGGAAAUGAUUCGAGAUUCGAGAACCCCGUUUUGAACGCGUUGGACUCCAAGCUUGGAGGUUUAUUGGCUGAAGCCUCUUCCGAAGAGGAUUUCACCGGAAAAAAUGGCCAGUCAACGGUUCUCAGAAUCGCUGCUGGACUUGGAUCCAAGAGAGUCGCCUUGGUUGGGCUCGGCAAGUCGGCUUCAACCGCCGCCGCUUUUAAGGGCUUCGGCGAGGCCGUUGCUGCCGCCGCCAAGUCAGCUCAGGCCACUCAUGUUGCCGUCGCUCUUGCCUCUUCCCAAGGACACUCUCCCGAAUCCAAGCUUAACACCGCAUCUGCGAUCGCGUGUGGGACUGUGCUGGGAACAUUUGAGGAUAAUAGGUACAAGUCAGAAUCGAAGAAACCGACACCGAUGCUUAGAUCGGUUGAUAUUAUUGGUCUUGGAAAGGGGCCUGAAUUGGAGAAGAAACUUAAGUAUGCAGGAGACGUUUCUUCUGGAAUCGUGUUCGGAAGGGAGCUUGUAAAUUCUCCUGCUAAUGUGCUCACGCCAGGGGUAUUGGCAGAAGAGGCAUCUAAGAUUGCUUCAACAUAUAGUGAUGUUUUUACUGCCAAAAUAUUAGAUGCUGAACAGUGUAAGGAAUUGAAAAUGGGGUCCUAUCUGGGUGUUGCUGCAGCCUCGUCAAACCCUCCUCAUUUUAUCCAUCUUUGUUAUAAACCACCAAGUGGACCUGUCAAUGUCAAGUUGGCAUUAGUUGGAAAAGGUUUGACUUUUGAUAGUGGGGGCUACAACAUCAAGACAGGACCUGGCUGUUUGAUUGAGCUCAUGAAAUUUGAUAUGGGUGGUUCUGCUGCAGUUUUUGGAGCAGCAAAAGCUCUUGGUCAAAUAAAACCUCUUGGGGUGGAGGUUCAUUUUAUAGUCGCAGCUUGUGAGAAUAUGAUAAGUGGAACAGGUAUGAGGCCUGGAGACAUUGUCACAGCUUCAAAUGGAAAGACUAUAGAGGUUAAUAACACAGAUGCCGAGGGUAGGCUUACCCUGGCAGAUGCUCUGGUGUAUGCUUGUAACCAAGGUGUUGAAAAGAUAGUUGACUUGGCAACAUUAACUGGGGCCUGUAUAGUUGCUCUUGGACCCUCAAUUGCAGGCGUGUUUACACCCAGUGAUGACCUAGCAAAAGAAAUUUUUGAUGCUUCUGAAGUGAGUGGGGAGAAACUAUGGAGGAUGCCAUUAGAAGAAAGUUAUUGGGAGUCAAUGAAAUCAGGAGUAGCUGAUAUGGUGAACACUGGUGGUCGACAAGGUGGUGCUAUUACUGCUGCUCUUUUCUUAAAGCAGUUUGUUGAUGAAAAGGUCCAAUGGAUGCAUAUUGACUUGGCUGGUCCAGUGUGGAAUGAUAAGCAGCGCUCUGCAACAGGAUUUGGUGUUGCUACUUUAGUGGAAUGGGUUUUGAGAAACGCAUCUUAAAUGCAAAAUGAAAUCUUGAAAUCAUGACAUAUUGUUAAAUUGUGGUGUUUCUGGUUUGGUGAGGUCAGUUAUAUUUCUGAAAGGAUAUAAAAGAUGGUGCCACGAGGCAUAGUUUUUAGGCGUAUUUCUCUGUAUUUAAACUUUUUUAACGAUUAACUAAUGGUUAAAUUAGCCUCUCA